AUGAGUCCAACCAUAGUCCAUUCCGUCGUCCUCUUCGACGGCAACACUACUCAUUCAGAUGCCACUGUCACAUUUGACCCGGCAAGCGGGAACAUCACAUCUGUCUCUACUUCAAGCAACGGUCAAUUUCCGGAAGGAGCGACCAUAAUUGACGGGAGCGGCCACACUCUGAUACCUGGCCUCAUUGAUUCGCAUAUUCAUGUCUUUGCUAUUCACUUACCUGCUGGUGAGGACGAGUCCGAGAUACUACGUUCACCCCUCAGAUGCGGUGUGACCACCUUGUGCGACAUGCACUCCGAUCCGCCCACGGUACGACAGCGAUGGCAAGCUAUUGCGGACGACCUCGAGCAGGCCAGAAAAUCCAAUAGUACGGUAUCCCUGUCUGAUCUCAAGAGCUGUCUCUAUGGGGCAACCAUCGAAGGCGGGUGGCCGAAACCUAUUGUGCUGGGUCAUAAUCCGUCUGAUGAGCUCAAAGCUUUCGUGGAAACCUGGCCCAAAGUGACGGUCGAGAAUGCACCAGACUUCGUCAAGAACCACAAAGCAAAUGGGGCAAACUACAUCAAGCUCAUGCAGGAAAACUGCUGUUCACUGGCUCUUCCGACGGAUUCUAUUCCCGUCGCUACUCUGGAAAUGCAAACGGCAGUGGUCAAGGCUGCUCAUGCGGAGGAUCUGCCUGUGGUUGCUCACGCUUUGAGUGCUGAUAUGACUGAAGUGGUGCUGAAGGCUGGAGCUGACGGCCUCACACAUACCUUCGUCGAUCAGCCGCCUCCACAGAAUAUCAUUGACCUCUACAAGCAGACACAAGCUUUUGUCAUCCCGACAUUGGCCGUUUUGAGCUCCUUGACAAACGAAAUGCAGGAUUGGAGAGAUGAAUUCACAGAGAUCGCCAGGAAAAAGGGGCUCGUGAAUGAUUUCGCUCUGCAGACGAUGAAGGAAAGUCUGGCCAUGAAAGAUUCCGCAGCUAAACUAGAGUAUGCAUUUGAGACGAUCAAAAAGCUGAGACAGGAAGGUAUCGAUGUCGUUGCUGGGACGGAUUCGUCGGCUGGGUUGAAAGGCACUGGUCUCGGACCCAGCCUGUGGAUGGAAAUGCUGCUGUAUGUCGAGAAGUGUGGCAUGAGUGUAACAGAGGUGCUGCGCUCCGCUACAGCACUGCCUGCGAAGAGGUUCGGCUUCGAUGACCGCGGAGUGAUCGCCGAGGGUAAGCGGGCUGAUCUCGUGCUGGUGAAAGGCAACGUCACCGAGGAUCUGCGGGCUCUGUGGGAAGGUGAAGGCAUUGUGACCGUGUGGAAGCAGGGUCUCAAGGCUGCUUAG
Messenger RNA from Exophiala viscosa, 1311 nucleotides. RefSeq lists its product as uncharacterized. Gene Ontology annotation, molecular function: hydrolase activity, acting on carbon-nitrogen (but not peptide) bonds. The coding region runs from base 1 to 1311 and encodes 436 amino acids. NCBI's taxonomy places the organism in Eukaryota, Fungi, Ascomycota, Eurotiomycetes, Chaetothyriales, Herpotrichiellaceae. The record is from RefSeq and is a predicted model, not a curated record. The transcript has 2 exons.